Molecule: messenger RNA, 1353 nt
Organism: Nematolebias whitei (Rio pearlfish)
Lineage: Eukaryota; Metazoa; Chordata; Actinopteri; Cyprinodontiformes; Rivulidae
Product: chondrolectin-like
Exons: 8
Coding region: 106-987 (293 amino acids)
Biological process (GO): positive regulation of axonogenesis
Cellular component (GO): cytoplasm
Source: RefSeq, a predicted model, not a curated record
AGGAGCGGCGCCAUGAGAGGAGGAUGCCCCACACUUUUAUUCUGAAAAGCAGCUCUGAGUCAGGGAGGACGCUCUUAUUGUGAAAAGCAGCUCAGAAUCCAGACGAUGGCUCAGCAUGCGGUGGUGCUGAUGCUGGCGGUCGUCAUGGUGAUGGUGGAGAGGAACACGGGGCGAGUGAUGAGCGGUUCUAAGGUGUGUGAGGGCGGUCCCGAGCGGCCCUGCUAUAAAAUCGCCUACUUCCAUGACGUGUCGAGCCGUGUGGCAUUCGGUGAGGCCAGACGGGCCUGUGAGGUGGAGGGAGGGGAGCUGUUGAGCAUCGAGAGUCCAGCUGAGCAGACUCACGUGGAACAACUGCUAGAAGCUCUGCGUUCAGGAGCAGUGGGCGGACCCAGAGGGGGGGGAAUAUCAGAUGGUGAUUUCUGGAUCGGCUUGACUCGGGUGGGUGGAGUCGAGAACACCAUGACUCCCUGUUCAGAACUUUACCAAUGGACAGAUGGCAGCGUUGCCACCUUCAGGAACUGGUAUGUUGACGAACCCUCCUGCGGCAGCGAAGCCUGCGUGGUCAUGUACCACCAGCUGACUGCUCUUCCUGGUCUGGGCGGGGCUUAUCUCUACCAAUGGAACGACGACCGCUGCAACAUGAAGCACAACUUCAUAUGCAAGUAUGAGCCAGAGAGCCACCUGGAGAAGGAACACAGAGACACACCAGGAGGGCGGGGCACUGCAGUGACUGCAGGAGGCGUUGUGAUCACUCGGGCAGCAGGCAGCGAGGACGUCCCACCACAAGUUGCCAUGACAGCAGCUUCAGGCAUGCUGCUGCUGUACGUGGUGAUCCCGACCAUCCCGCUGCUGCUGCUCAUCCUGGUGGCUUCUGGGACGUGUUGUUUCCAGACAUUCAGCCGGAGUCGUCCUCGCACAAAGUCUACCGCCGACCAAUCAAACCUCUGGAUCUCCAGGACGCCCAAACCUGACAGCAUGGAGGUGUGACAUCAGAGCGAUGAUGUCACCAGACUUUUAUUUUGUUAACUGAGCUAGGGUUUCUUACUGCCUGUUGGAGUUUCGUUCUUCUCUGCUGAAGAUCCAUCAAAAAAAUAAAUACAACCUCUAGAAAUCAACUGAGGUUCUGCUGCAGGUCAGAGUGGGCGGAGCCUGUACACAGGCAGCCAAUCGGAGGGCAGAUUGGUUACUCUGAUCAACAAUUGAUCAGCAUCAAACAAGUGUAGAACUCAGACCAGCUUCCUGUCAGCUGGUUCUAAUUGAAUCGGUUUCAGAAUAAAAGCAUCAGUUUUAGAGUAAAACUGUCAGUUUAACAAAAAAAAAAAAAAAAAACACCUGAAUUUUGAACAUCGCCGU